AUGGAUUCCCGGUUGUCGGACCUAUCGAAGUGGCCGUUGGAUUUCCUAUGGUGCACCGACCAAGACUGGACAACGGAAAGCAUGCCGUCUGAUUCCGCCAUUGAAUCCGCUCUCAAGAGAGACGACGAGCUGCUGAAGAUUCACGCGGAGUUCGUCCCGGUGAUGCUCAGCCACGAGGAGUUCUGGAAGCGAUACUUCAGGACAGUCGACGCCAUUGAACGCUACCCGGGAUGGACCUCCGACCAAAUGGAACGGCAGAUCAGGUCAGCGAGUCAGGCGCUGCAGUACUCUCUGAAGAAGCACAGCGUCUUGGACAACGUCGCCAGCUGCGCGCCGAGUGCUUUCCUCCUGCAAAACCUGGCAAACGCCGUCCGUGACACGGAACCGUACACAUCGGUGAAGGAGCUAGCGGACAGUAUAUAUUCUCCCUCUGGCGUGUUGUUCCGUGCGGUUGAGAAGACCUUCAGCGGCUCCUCAUGGCUGCCUGUUGCUACCACACCGGAAACACCGCCCAUAGAAGCUUCCCUCUCGGAUUGCUCAAACGAGGACGCGGUUCGGAUUCUCUUCAAAUCAGGGGAAAUGGAUGCUUUCACCUGUGGCUGCUGGCGCGCGCUCACAAACUUCUCCCCCAACUCCAACCACUACUCCUCAUCCAACGGCUCUCAUCUCUCCUCAUCCAACGGCUCUCAGCUCUCCUCAUCCAACGGCUCCCCGAUAAGCAACCACGGCUGCUGCUUCCAUGAAGCUGACCUGGACCAGGACCGGAUCUCCCUCCCUCCCCUCCGCGAGAUCUCUCUCAGCAACGCAUCUGGGCCGUUGAAAACGCCACCUGGAUCGCCAUCAACGGCGUGUGGUUCACCUGCUGGGUCGUACGGAAGGGUGGUGCUGAAAUCCCUGCACGGAGCUCCUGCUGGGAGUCUGGCGGUUCGCCUGGCGGAGCUGAUGGCGGGUAUUGGGUCGCCUGAGGAGAUGGCUCGCCUGUGGCUCGAAGUCAUGCAAGAGGGGUGUGUGGCGUGCUGCAGCAGUGGCAGGUGCUCAACUGUGCCGUUGCCAGGAAGCGAUGGCGCAGGGCACGAGUCAGCAGCAACAUUCAGAAGCACCUGCAGCACGAUUCGGCUGGCAGCUCCAGCACCAGAAGAAAACAGACUUUUUCCCCUUCUCACUCCUCACCAAAAGCUUCCUUUCCCAUCCCUUGCCAACUCCAAACUUAUGUGGCAGGUUCGGGAUCGGUGGGAGGAGGGCAUCGCCAUACCGCAUGUGUUUGCAGACAGGGAGGGGCCGGACGUGGGGGUGUGUGGCGUGCUGCAGCAGUGGCAGGUGCUCAACUGCGCCGUUGCCAGGAAGCGAUGGCGCAGGGCACGAGUCAGCAGCGACAUUCAGAGACACUUGCAGCAGCAGCAGCACCUGCAGCAGCCGGACUGCUUCCAAUUCUUUUCGGAAACAGCUGCUGGGGAUUUUGGAGAUUUCGGGAGGUUUGAGCCGGCGCUGUGCAAGACGUGCGGGAGUUAUAAUCUGUCAGAAGUGCUGCUGGAAAUACCGCUGGAGUCACCGCCAUGUGGUUCGCCCAAAGGCGGAUCGCCCAGACGUUUUGCUGAGGAGAACGGAUGUGCGCUGAGUGAGCAGAACGGCUCCUGCUCCUGGGCCUGCUUCCCCGACGCAUCUGAAACAGCUGCGGCAGAAAAGUUUUCUGACUCAACAGGGACCGAGACUAAGACUGGGUUUCCUUCCAUAGGGCGGGCAGGAGAGGAAUCUGGCAGCGAGUCAGGAGGGAUGCGGCUGCUGGUGACGGGGGCGCGCAUGUGCGUGCCAGAGGUGCAGGAUGGGCCACUGGUGACGAGCUUGUACCUGGCAGAGAUGGAAGAGGCCAUCAUGCACACGGGCAGCCUCAGCAUCGCUCACAAGCGGCUCUUCUCCGACAUGCAGGCGUUCAAGGCUGCGAAUCCUGGGUGCAUAUUGGAGGACUUUGUGCGAUGGUACUCGCCUGCUGAUUGGUCGAGUGAUGCACCUUCCACCAGAAUGGGAGGCGGGGGAGCAGAGGGAGGAGCGGGAGGGGAUGCGGGAGGGGAUGCGGGAGGGGAGGAUCACGAGUCUAAUGACUCGAGUGAUGGAGACCGCUGUGAGCAGGGACAGGGAGCGCGCAGCAAGGCUGGAUACCUGAGCGCUCGCAUGUCCGGCCCAGACAACAAGUGGAGGCUGUAUUGGAGCGAAGCCAAGCCCGUGCCAGCCCUGCUGCAGCCCCCUCUCUUCGAUGAAUGCGAGGCUGGGGCAAGGAGCUUGGAGUAUCUGGAGAGCAUCAGCCCUACAGAGCUCUUCAUUCAGCUCUUCACCUGCCUUGUGUCUGUGGGGUGCGCUGCAGCGCUUGAAGUGGCUCCCUCUGUGCCGGACGGCAGCAGCAAGGCCCGAUUGGACGAUUCCUUGAAGUACAUCUUGCAUGCCUGCGGGCGACACAUGACACAGGACAGAAUGCGUUACAUCUGCAUGGUGUAUGGAGCAAUGGAGCGUAUCAUCUCUGACAACGCACAGUCAAUCACUCCAGGAAUCACCUCAACAACAACAGCACCGAGCUGUGCCGUUCUCAACUCCUCUGUUGCGGAAGAGCUCUACACCCAGCAGACGCCCUCUGUGUGGAGCUAUAUGCAUGACGGGUACACUGGCUUACCAUGUGAUGGGGAUGGGGAUGGGGAUAGAGAAACUUUUGAGGCGGCUGAAGAGGAUCCAGGGCACUUGAAACAGCAGGCGCCCUCUGUGUGGACCUACAUGAAUAACGGCUAUGCUGGCCUACCGUGCAAUGGGGGACCGGCAGGAGAGGAUCGAGGAGCGCAGAGUCUGGACAACGAAUGGAGUGCGGAGUUUGAGAGCGGUUGUGAUAAGUCUCGGGUUGGUGGUGGGAGGGAGGGGGGGUGUGGCGAGUUUGGUGCUGGUCAUAAGAAGCGUGGUGGUGUGGGGGGGGAGGUGGAGUAUGGGUAUGCUGUGGAGCAUAAGGGGAGUGUGUUAGGGUUUCUGAAUGGAGACAGCUCGGGGCAGUACCAGUGUGUAACGAAUUCUGAGGAGGAGAGUGCACGAGCUUCCUGUGACAACUGGGCCUGCUUUUGA
This is a messenger RNA of Closterium sp. Yama58-4, 3093 nucleotides long. The record is from the annotation of a GenBank genome assembly. Lineage: Eukaryota; Viridiplantae; Streptophyta; Zygnematophyceae; Desmidiales; Closteriaceae.